UACAGUUUGCGAUAUAUUAGGUUUAUUUAAAUGUAUGGUUCAAUUAAACAGAUGAUGGGAAUGGCAACCUACGGCCGUACAUUUACCUUGAUAAAUGCUGCUCAACAUGGCAUCGGUGCGCCGGCAGAUAUCGGCUGGAAAGGCGGUAAAGAGGGGCCAUAUACUGGAAUCGCGGGAAUGUUAGGUUACAAUGAGAUUUGCGAGUUUUUGAGCGCCGGGUGGACAGCCUAUAGGGAUGACACUCAGAAAGUAGUGUACGCCGUGAGUGAUAAACAAUGGGUGGGCUAUGAUGACGAGAUGUCCCUUAAGGAUAAGCUGUCGUACCUGAAGGGCAAAGGACUGGGAGGUGCUAUCGUGUGGUCCAUCGAUACGGACGACUUUCAUGGCUAUUGCGGCGGACGUAAGCACCCAUUGAUUAAGACUAUUAGCCAAGAGCUCAAUGAGACAAAUGGGACACCAUAUAACGUGGUGUGCUAUUGGGGCUCAUGGUCGUGGUAUAGAGAUGGUGGUGGAGGCAAAGGAAAGUUCGCACCCGAGAUGUCUAACCCCCUGUUGUGUACACACAUGAUGUACGGGUUCGCCAAACUCGGCGCCGGCGGUGAGAUAGAGGUCAUGGAAAAUGAUCUGGAUUUAGGCGACACUGACUACAAAAGUGGUCUACCCUGGGGAGAGGGUAUGUACCGGCGUAUUGAGCACUUGCGUGAUGUCAACCAUAAUAUGAAAGCCAUGAUAUCAAUCGGGGGUUGGAAUGAGGGGUCAGACAAGUACUCGCAAAUGGCCAGUAGUCCGGACUCACGGAAAAAGUUUGUUAACUCUGUCGUUAAGUUUAUACAAACCUAUAAAUUUGAUGGACUCGAUGUGGACUGGGAGUACCCGGGCUUUAAAGCUGUUGGUGAGGCCGACCGCGUACCCGGUAAUCCGAAAGAUAAGGAAAACUAUAUAUCGCUGUUACGUGAGCUCCGGGCUGCCCUUAAACCACACAACUAUUUACUGUCAGCGGCUGUAAGUGCGGGCAAAAAGACGAUUGACAUCUCGUAUGACGUGAAACAGUUGAAUGAGUUGUUGGACUUCAUUAACGUAAUGGCUUAUGAUUUUCAUGGCGGCGCCUGGGAGAAUAAGACAGGACAUAACGCUCCCCUAUAUCCCGACCCUAAAGCUUCGGAGGAGGACAAGGAGUUGACGGUGUCCUAUGGCGUGGAGUAUUGGAUUAAACAGGGGGCUAACCCUAAGAAAUUGAUGAUGGGAAUGGGAACAUAUGGCCGAUCAUUCACCCUGGCCAAUGCUGCCCAACAUGGUAUAGGUGCUGCCUGUGCCAGUGGCAGCAAAGGUGGUAAUGCCGGCCCCUAUACCAACGAAGUCGGUAUAUUAGGAUACAAUGAGGUAUACCCGCAGUGUUUGUAUAACUGUUUAAUGAAUUAUAAAUAA
Oppiella nova is the source of this 1425-nucleotide messenger RNA. The record is from the annotation of a GenBank genome assembly. Lineage: Eukaryota; Metazoa; Arthropoda; Arachnida; Sarcoptiformes; Oppiidae.